This is a messenger RNA of Pantherophis guttatus, 4767 nucleotides long. It is a transcript of the gene ARC, whose product is annotated as activity regulated cytoskeleton associated protein. Gene Ontology annotation, cellular component: plasma membrane; cytoplasm; actin cytoskeleton. Gene Ontology annotation, molecular function: mRNA binding. Lineage: Eukaryota; Metazoa; Chordata; Lepidosauria; Squamata; Colubridae. Gene Ontology annotation, biological process: cytoskeleton organization; positive regulation of AMPA receptor activity; regulation of long-term synaptic potentiation. The record is from RefSeq and is a predicted model, not a curated record.
CGAACCGAAGAGCUCUCUGUUUUCCAACUCUCGGAGGAAGAGAACCAAAUUCUGCUUAGCUCAAAGUUCUCAGGAGGGGUCUGGAAGCCAGGGAGAAGUUGCACCAGCAGCGGAGAGGUGGUCUUCCACCCGUCCAGAGGAACCUGACAGAUCUGCUUGGGAAUUAAAAGCUUUCAAAGGCGAGGAAGAAGAAGAAGUCGAGGCUGGAAAGAACUUUCCUGAUCUGCUUCGUGAACUUUUGCUUCAACGCCAAGUGGAGUUGGACGGUCACGUUUUUUUUUAUUUCCUCGGGUGACCUCUGAUUCAGUUGUGUUUUGUGCUUUUGGGAAGAAGAAGAAGAAGGCAAGUCAGUUUCUGGGCAGAGUGGUUUGGCAAAGAAUUGUUGGAAGUGUAUAGCAGCUGAGGUAGAAAUGAUGCAGGUGGACAACUUCAACCAUGGGAACCUCCAUUCUUGUCAGGGUCAUCGCGGGGUGGCCAACAACAAGCCCAACGUCAUCCUUCAGAUAGGGAAGUGCAGGGCUGACAUGUUAGAACAUGUGAGGAGAACCCACCGACACCUCCUGACCGAGGUGUCCAAGCAGGUAGAGCGGGAGCUGAAAGGCCUGCAGAAAUCGGUGGGGAAACUUGAGAACAAUCUAGAAGACCACGUUCCUUCAGCUGUGGAGAACCAGAGAUGGAAAAAAUCCAUCAAGGCUUGUCUGGCUAGAUGUCAGGAAACCAUUGCUCACCUGGAGAGGUGGGUCAAGAGGGAGAUUAAUGUCUGGAAGGAAGUCUUUUUCCGCUUGGAGAAAUGGGCUGACCGGUUGGAAUCUGGUGGGGGAAAGUACAGCCAUGCUGACCAAUCCAGACAAACUGUCUCGGUAGGAGUAGGGGCCCCAGAAAUCCAACCCAGCAAAGAGGAAAUUUAUGAUUAUGCCUUAGACAUGAGUCAGAUGUAUGCCCUGACCUCUCCUCCGAUGGGGGAAGACCCUAGUGUGCCUCAGUCCCAUGACUCCUAUCAGUGGAUCACUGUUUCAGAUGAUACCCCACCCUCCCCAGUGGAAACCCAGAUUUUUGAAGAUCCCAGGGAAUUCCUGACUCAUCUGGAGGACUAUCUGAAGCAGGUGGGUGGAACGGAAGAGUAUUGGCUCUCCCAGAUCCAGAACCACAUGAAUGGCCCUGCCAAAAAGUGGUGGGAAUACAAGCAGGACUCGGUCAAGAACUGGCUGGAGUUUAAGAAAGAGUUCCUCCAGUACAGCGAGGGUACCUUGACAAGGGAUGCCAUCAAACAGGAACUGGAUCUCCCCCAGAAGGAUGGGGAGCCCCUUGACCAGUUCCUUUGGCGCAAAAGGGACUUGUACCAAACUCUCUACAUAGAUGCUGAGGAAGAGGAGGUCAUCCAGUAUGUCGUAGGGACCCUCCAGCCCAAACUCAAGCGUUUCCUUAGCCACCCCUACCCCAAAACUUUAGAACAGCUGAUCCAACGGGGCAAGGAAGUUGAGGACAACCUAGAUAAUUCUGAGGAGCCCAGUCCCCAGAGGUCCCCCAAAAACCAGUUAGGAGGGUCGGUGGAAAGUUUGCCUCCUUCUUCUACUGCUAGCCCUGUUGCUAGUGAUGAAACUCAUCCAGAUGUCUCUGCUCCACCGGUCACGGUGAUCUGAGCCCAGAAAUCAAGGCACUAGAAACACAGAUGGGAACUAUCAGCUUCUUCAGCAGGUUUGUUUCCAUUCAGUGGGUGCCUUGGGCUACACUGAUGAUUCUGGGAUCUCAGUUCAAAAGCUGGUUGGAGAUGACUGGCUUUUCCUUCUGGUAUCCCAUGUGGAGAACAAAGCAAGCUUGAACUAUCUGAUGUGCUUCAAGCUGGAACAUCGGUAGCUGAGCUUGAGGAUGGCUUUCUAAAAGCAAGGAUCAGGCUAUGUUACCAAGGUAGGAAAUCCUUCUUUUGGGGCAGAGACAACUGAAUCACCUUGAGUGGUGACUCCCUAGGGAUUUAAAUAGACACCCUCACAGAAGGUCCUUCCUUCUAGCAUUAGUUCUGUCCUUCAACAUGCUUUUCCUUCCAGACAUUCUCUCAUCCUUCCGGGUAGCUGUUGAGAGAUGGCUUCUGUUUAUCUCUGCAUUAGCCAAUGGAUUUACUUACUUUCUAGGAAGUUUCUAUUUUUUAAUAACUUCCUCGACAUCGUUUAGAUUGAGCUCCAAAACACGUUGGAAAGCAAGCUUCAGGUGUCCUGGCAGAACUUCCGCUGAAAAUUCCAGCCGACACUUGAAGCUCUGUUGUUUUGGCCUCAGUUUUGAUUCUCAGAUGAGUCUCUGGAUUCUCUCUUGACCUGAUUUUUAAGGUCCUUCAGCUCCAGAAAAGUCAUUAGUAGAUACACUUUCCACCUUUCCAUCUCUAAAUCCAAGCCGUUGAGAUGAGAAAGGUUCGUGCUAUUGAAUUUCUUGUUUCAUUCAUGAGGGCAAUAAGCAGAGUUCUAGUGAAGAGGGAGAUUCUUAAGAAACAUCUAAGGGGGUUUAGCAAAAGAAAGAAGACUUUGAGGUUGGAGGGCUACUUAGACUACAAGAAGGAAAAAAAAUGUGGCACAGACACAGCUUGAAUUUAGAACUUAACCCAUCUACAAGAAUGUCUACUAAAGUUGUACUAACUUUUGCUAGUUGAAAAAAAAAUGGACUGCAUAUUUCAGUGGUGAGGACCACUUUACCCAAAGUGUAAAGACCCUUGAACUGAAGUUUUUUUUAGUUGAGCCUCCUUUGAUGAUGCAAAUAAGAACCAAACUAGGAAGAAGAUCGGCAGCUUUGAGAGUCUUGUGCCGUUGAAGAGAGAAAAGAGAAGACAAGUGAAAGCAAAGUUCAUAUCAUGGACAAUUGGCCCUUUCUGGCCGAAAGAGACAACUUGGCAUGCAAAGGACAAGAUGAAGAGCAGCUGUGAAAAAUCUUGCUGGGAACCAUGGGGAGAUGUGACUCCUUCCUGUAAGCUAGAGUGACUCAUUCAAAAACGGGCUGUGAAUUCAGCACUUCCUGAAUCGCGUGUGGAGCAGAGAUUGGAGACGGAGAAACGGCUCUGGAAAAGCCCAGCAAGCAACAGAGCUGGAUGGACGUCAUCUUCCCCAGGCUCCUGCUGUUCUUGAAGGACGAGCGUCUGAAGAAAGAGAAGGGAGUUGUUUUCUUCUGUUGUUGGUGGGCAUGGCUCCUGAACUCUUCAACGGCUUCGACUUUUGCAUGCAGAAGGGUUGUUCUCUGAGGAACUGAAGUAAGCAGCGUCAACAUCUCAAGAUGGGCUGCUACCAAGAAAGCAGAGAAGAUGCAAGGAAGAAGCUGUACAAAAAGCAAAAGGCCAGCGAAGGGACGUUCAAGGGACUUUGAAGGGACAUUCAUCCGUUAUUCAGAUGGCCUCAAGUUAUGACUGUGUGAAUGUUGUGACUGAGGGUUGGGGAGGGAAAAAUGAUGGAGGACUCUGGUGCAGGACUUCAGCUGGAACUCCAAAGUAUCUAGAACUGAGAGAACAUCCUUUCUAAAGGACCACACUUCAUUUUCCUGUCACCUAUGUGGUCCAUGAAGAUGUUGUAAAAAACAACAACAACAAUAACUGGAGUGUUUAAAAAAACAAAACAAAAAUUUGUAGUCAAAGGUGUUUGGUUAAACAAUGUUAGGCUCUAUAAUUAGGAGCUUGACAACAAUGUAUGACAAAUGGGGCAAUCCAACUUUCUCCACUAGACAGCAGAGUAAGGAAUGCAAUAUAUCUUCCAUUUCUUGAGCCUACUAAGAAGUGUAAAAUGUACACACACCAUUGCAUACAAUGGACAUUAAUCAGAACUUUUUUUGAUGUUCAAAGAAGAUUUGCUUCACAUGCCACCUGUCAAACAGGUUGGAUUGGAGAUAGGUAUAGAUUAUUAUUGUUUAUUACUAUUUUCAUCAUCGUAUUCCGCAUUGGGCUUCCUACCCUGAGGUAGGAGUGACUUUCCACGAAUGUAUGUUCACGGGCCAAAUUUGAUGACGUCAUCAAAUUCGGUGCCAUGGUUACUUGAAACCUUCAGAGCCGAAUGCAAUGUUAGCCAUCGAAUAAAUGAUGAUGGUUGUAUUAAAAAUAGCCUGUUUCAUGUUAGUCAAAACAGAAGGCCAACGGUAGACUUUCAGUGGGUCUAUCAUGUCUCUUUGGACCUUCAGCACCUCCUGCUAUGGCUUCUCUGGCUUCACAAGCAACCAUGUAACAAUGCUUCUGGGGUUAUCAGAGAAGCUGAAGAAGGGAAGUGCAUGGAUUAUGGAUUGCUUCUAAUGAGUUGAAUUAUGGAUCAUUGUUUAUGGAUCAUUGUUUCUUGACUAAGAGAGCUGAUGCUCUAAUUAUCUGUAAGGAGAACCGGGGAAAGAUCUACCCAAACCGAACGGACCAUCGUACCUGUUGUGCAAUAUUAAUCCAUCAGAUCUGCUGUCGACUUUCGAUCUGUUUCUUUUUGUUUUUAACUACUGGAACUGAUCUGUUCAAAGGAAGCCAUGAAGACAACAAGUCCACCACUGCAUUGUGACAGCUGUGGUUUUGAUACAUGGGCUUGGGGGACUCAAAUCACUUCAACCUUGUUCUAGUUGUAUGACGUUUCUUCUACCUUAUCACACUGGUGGUGAACCUUAUGAGGCUGUGUCAGCCAAUUAACAUUAGAAGAAGAAGGAGGAGGAGGAGGAGAAGAAAAAGCAUUCUCCACAUGUAAAAGGAUUGUAGCAAAAUCAGUGCGUUGUGAGGAAGCAUUUGUGUUUGUAGAUUCCUACAAUAAAACAUUGUAUGAUAAUUGCUUAAAACAA